CACUACCGACGGUUAUCCGGUAGGAGGAGACAAGUGUCAUCUUUUCCGUGCUCUUGCACUGACAAACCGUCCAUAAUACGGAGGAUCCCCUUGUGUUGAUUGUAGGAAAACACGACAGCUGAAAAACAAUGCACAUUUUAUUGUGUAUUUAACUCCACGUCUUAGUCAAGACAUCGGGUAUUAACCGGCAUUAUUCGACCGCCUCAUCUAUGAAUUGGAGUCGUGGGCCCCAGCGCACCGGCUCCAGCCAUGGCGGCCAGGCAUACGGCCGCUGGCGGCGGUGACACCGCGGACUGCGAAACGGCAGCUGUUAGGUCAAGCAGAAAGGAGAAUCUGUAUCCUUUUUAUGCCGGAACAGUUCUACUCUGUCGGUGGACUUUUUCUUUUCUUUGUAUUCUGAUGGAUAUUUAUUGAGAAUUACACUCGUUCAGUCGAACAGAACAAGGUUUUUAAAGGGGAGUGACAGAAAAAACAAAAAGGACAGAGUUAAAGGUAACAAAAUAAUAUAGGAAAAGACAACAAAAGACAAAGCACUAGCUGUAAACAAGAUGAGGAAUGUAAAGCAUUAUAUACCUAAUACAAUGACACGUUGAAUUAGAGUGUUGUAUGGGUCAGUAGUGCUACACCAUAUGAGGGAAGGAUAGGACAAUAUAGGAAAGGACAGGCACAGGAGGGGAAGCAUGCAGAACAGGGCCGUGGACCCGGCUGUACAACUGAAGUAUGGUGGGAGUAGCUAUGUAUAUUAUAAACAUCUGUAGGGCCAGUGUGUAAGGGAGGGGAUUACCCAAGAAAUUUACAUAGUUAUGUUAUUUGUUGCUUUGAGUGAGUGGUCACACACCCAGCGAAUAAGUCCCUGGGUUGUGUGUCUGUUGACACAUGCAAGUGAAUUUACACCGUUUUGCAUGCACAAUAGUCAGAAGUGUCCUGUAAUUGCUGUGGCUGGACCGCGGGUGCUGAGCACCCCACACCACCCAAUCGAGAGGCUGGGUCGGGCCCAGAAGUCCACCCAAAAGUGGCAUGGUGGACGGGACACCUCCCACCACCGAGGUGCCCCGAAAACUGGCCACCAGGAAUACCGUCUGUUGUUGACUGUUGUUCUCUGUUUGAGUAAUAUCACUAGAUUGAAGCUGUUAUAACAUUCCUUACUACAAAAUUAGUAAAAAUAUAUAUUAGGGGUAGAACAAGUCACAAAAUCCACAGUUCUGUUUUGUUUGUUUGUUUUUGUUUUGGGGUCACUGUUCAUGGUUCUGUUCGCUACACGUUAACUCUUUGGAAAAUUUUAUGUCUUGUACUCUAGGUUGGGUCGCAGGGGCAACUAGCUUAACUCAUUCACUGCCAUCCGUUCCCUGAGCAGGGAACCCCCAGACUGCCAGCCAUUUUCGAGCAAUUUCACUCAUUUUUCGAGAGAGAGCUGGCCCAUUUUGUGGCUCCAGCAUAAGGUCUUGGCUCCUUGCGGCAUGAGACACGUCACUUCCGGCUCACGGUGGCUCACCCGUUGGCUCACGGUGGCUCACAGCCUGCUCAUCUUGGCAUAUCGAGACAUAUUCGACUGCUCAUUCCACGACAUCGUAUGUGCUUUGAAAUGAAGAUGUACUGCUUGUGGAAAACCAAAUGAACUGCAUCUCUCUGCCCAGCCCGAUGACUCAAUCCACAAUGGUUGGUAUGUCGAUGAGCAUGGAGAUGCCCCGGAAGCGAAAGGGCAGUGUGGACAACCAGGAGACAAGAUUGGCCCCCAUCACCAAUGCAGAUAUGGAAGAAGACCAAAACGACUCAGAUGGAGAGGACCAACAUGCCAAAAUGAAAUGCUUUAGAGAGCCACACAGCCAAAUUGAAAAGAGAAGGCGGGACAAAAUGAACACGCUCAUUGAAAAGCUGUCAGACAUGAUUCCAACAUGUAACCCAAUGUCUCGAAAGCUAGACAAACUCACUGUGCUCAGAAUGGCCGUGCAGCACCUCAAAUCCCUCAGAGGUUCUGCAAGCUCUCUUUCUGACGCCAACUACAAACCAUCAUUCCUGGCUGAUGAGGAGCUCAAACAACUUAUCUUAAAGGCUGCAGAUGGGUUCCUGUUUGUAGUCGGCUGUGAUCGUGGGAAAAUUGUUUUUGUCUCUGAGUCCAUCACGAAGAUAUUAAAUUAUAGUCUGGUAGAAAUGAUUGGUCAGAGCUUCUUUGAUUAUGUCCACCCUAAAGACAUAAGCAAAGUGAAGGAGCAACUGUCAGCCUCUGAAUUAUACCCACGGGAACGGCUAAUAGAUGCAAAAACUGGCUUGCAGGUCCAGGCUGACCUCCCAGUCGGCGCAGCACGACUGUGUUCAGGUGCACGGCGCUCCUUCUUCUGUCGCAUGAAGUGCAACAAAACCUCUGUCAAAGUGGAGGAGAAGGAAUUGCAAGCAAGUACUUCCAAAAAGAAAGAGUCUCAGAAGUACUGUACUGUCCACUGUACUGGCUACAUGCGCAGUUGGCACUCCAGUCAGCUGGAAGCAGAGGGUGAGGGCGACGCAGAUAAGCACGAUGGCUCUCAUUUCAGCUGUCUGGUCGCUGUGGGCCGCAUUCACUCCCACUCGUUGCCUCAAGUUAAUGGAGAUUUCCGGGUCAAAGCCACAGAGUUCAUCACACGCUAUACCAUGGAUGGCAAGUUCACUUUUGUUGAUCAAAGAGCAACAACCAUUCUUGGUUACCUUCCCCAAGAAUUGCUUGGGACUUCAUGCUAUGAGUACUUCCACCAAGAUGACUUACCGCAUUUAGCUGACAGUCAUCGAAAAGUGCUGCGAAGUAAAGAGAAAAUAGAAACAAACAGCUACAAGUUCAAAACUAAAUAUGGCUCCUUUGUCACACUGCAAAGUCAGUGGUUUAGUUUUGUAAACCCGUGGACCAAAGAAGUUGAAUAUAUUGUGUCAACAAAUACAGUCAUAUCGCAUGAUGAUCACAGUCGAUCAGGUCAGUCAGGGAACAAGACUGAACAGUCUUCAAACGCUUUAGGAGAGGAUGGAAAAAAAUCUCUUCCCAUUCUACCAGGCAUCUCUACCAAACCCGAGACGAGGAUAUAUGCUGGAAUUAUUGGAACCCAGAUUGCCAAUGAGCUGCUUGACUUUAACAGAAUGAACUCGUCACCCUCCAGCGGUAAUGUGAGUCCGUUUAGUCUGCCACUGGACAAAUCUCCACUUCAAACAACUAACAACCAAGUCAAGAACAAUGUGCCAAAUGGGGACGCUACAGAGAUGGCGAUGCCAGAGAAGUCCAGCUCAGAGGAUGACCCCCAGGAAACUCCAUUUCCUGGAGUGGAGACACUCAUGGGGGACAAUUCACAGGUCGACCUGGACAGCGUUGUUGGACCGGGCCUUGGCAGUCUUAGCAAUGAUGAAGCAGCUAUGGCAGUGAUCAUGAGACUCCUGGAGACGGACUCAAACUUGGGUGAAGGCGAGGACUUUGAAGAGAUGCAAUGGUCCGUAUAGAAUCCCCAUGGUUGAAAGGCGAGACAGUGACAAAAAAACUUUCAGGUUUUCCAGUUUAUUUAUUUGUCAAUCUUAAAACCUGUUUGACCGCAUCUUCUUAACAGGCAACUGUUUUGCCUAUUAUAAGGCUUUUCUCUGGAGGAGGCACCUAUGCCUCCAAAGCCUUACUGCAAACUGCCUGCCAUGGAAAAUGUUGUUUUACUGUCAGCCCAUGGUUAAUCAGUGAGGCCUCAUACAGUUGGUAAAUCCAUGAUGUCCAAAGGACACUGUCAAAAAAAACAGUGGUUUGGGAAUCCUGCUUAUGUUUUCCACCUCCACUUGAACACAGGAUUGGAGUGAUGCAAAAAAAAAAAAAAUGCACUGAAUUGACUUUUUUCUUUAAACAUUAACUUUUGCUAAAAAUGGAGCAAUUGUCCUUGCGUGUUUGUGAACCUUGUCCAUCCUUCAUUUGCCGCAGAGCAGCUGUUUUUGUCACCCUCCCCCUGGGUUUGUCAGCAGUGCAAUGCUUAAUCAAUAGACAUUAAGAAACAAUGGCUUAGCAAUCGCCUCAAAUCUGUCUCAUUAAAGAUAUAAUAUAGUUUAUUUUUUGAGUCAGACUGAAGAGGUGAAUACUCAGGAGUGACGGGGAACAAAGCCGCCCAAUGUAAGCAUGCAAUACAGUCAGACAGUUCUUAGCAGCUGUAGCAGUAUUUAACAUUUUACAUUAUUUCACUACAUACUUAAACUUGAAUUAUAUAACUGUUCUGUUCUUGUGGUCUGCUUUAUCAUAAGCAGUUUACAUUUUUAUUCAUAUUAUUGCCGUGGCAGUCAUCCAUUAAUAGAUUUAAGGGAUUAUAUCAUGCAGUCAUCAUGCAUUCCAUAAAUGUUUGAAUUACGUCUCUUUUUCCUUGUAAUUGUCACUUCUUCUAUCAUACAGGUAAAGUUCUGUUGCUGUACUGUGAUCUGACAUUUGAAUGAGUCCUUCAGUUAAAGUUACCUCAUCUUGUUUUGUCCACAGUUGACAUUGCACAUAACACUAAACAGGAGUGACUUGUGUGGUAUAUACAGUGGCUGAAAUAAGUAUUUGACACGUCACCAUUUUUCCUCACUAAAUAUAUUUCCAAAGGUGCUAUUGACAUGAAAUUUUCACCAGAUGUUGGGAACAACCCAAGCAACCCAUACAUACAAAGAAAGUAUAACAAAUAAGAUCAGAAAUUAAUUUGUGUAAUAAUGUGCAAUGACUACAGGGAAAAGGUAUUGAACACAUGAAGAAAGGUAGGUGCAAAAAGGCAUGAAAAGCCAAGACAACACCUACAAUCUAUCAAUAAUCAAACAGCAAUCCAGCCACUUGUCAGUGCAAAUGAACAUCAGCUGUUUCAGUCCUAACUGAUGGUCUACAAAAAGGUCUCAUUGCCAAGGUGUUAGUCAAGACACAUCACAUGGGUAAGAGCAAAGAGCUGUCUCAAGACCAACGCAAACUACCAUAAUUUCUCAUGUAUAUUGCGCAUUUUUUCCCCCCAAAAAAUUGUCAAAAGUCAAUAGUGCGCAUUAUACAUAGGUAUAGGGGCAAAUGGAAAAAACAUUCACAUUUUAUAAAUAUAUGCCGCCAUCUAGUGGUUAUGAAAAAGCUGUACACGUUCAUUCCAAAAUGCCACCGCCACCUAGUGGUUAUAAAAAAGGAGUAGCCUACACAUUCAUUCCAAUAUGACAGGGUAUGACUGAAUAUAUGCUGGCAAAAUUUGUGAAAUAUAUAUAUAUAUAUAUAUUUUUUUUUUAAUAUGACUGAUGACUGAAUAACAACCAUCAUUAGUUUCUUUAUGGUUAUGUUUUGUUGAAUUAUAAUGCUUGACUGUUUAAUUUGAAUCCCAUUAUAAUAAAAUUAAAUGUGUUUCGCUUGGUCCUUCAUGUUUCCUUUCAAGAAUUGUACCCAUCUUACAAAUUCUGCCGGGGUAAUCAAACACCUGAGCACAACUGUGUGUUUUCUAAUUUACUAAAUAAAAGUAGGGCAAUGAAUUUCAAAAUAAGAGCAAGUAAAUAAAUAAAAAAAAUAUUACGUGUUCAAAUAAAGUGCUUAACUACCGAAUAAUUCUUUGAAAAAACAAUAACAUAAUACAGAUCAUACUUAAUGUUUUAAUCAUAUGGGUAGAAGCAAACUCAUGCAUUGUAAAAAUGCAUUUUACAUAGGUAGAAGGGUUUAAUUUUGGGGGUGCGUAUUAUACAUGGGUGCGCAUUAUACACGAGAGAUUGUGGUAAUUGUUGCAAAACAUAAUGAUUGCAUUGGUUACAGGCGCAUAUCAAAGCUUCUGAAUGUUCCAGUGAGCACGGUUGGGGCCAUAAUACGUAUGUGGAAAGCCAAUUAUACCACCAUGGAUUUGCCUCGAUCUGGUGCGCCUCACAAGAUUUCUGACUGAAGAGUGCAAAGAAUAAUCAGAAGAGUUGUCCAAGAGCAAAGGACCAACUGUGGAGAGCUUAAAAAAGACCUGGAAUUAGCAGGUACCAUUGUCCGAGGAAAACAGUGAGUAAUGCACUCCGCCGUCAUGGGCUGUAUGUACGCUCAAGUCAUCACACAAGAACCCAUUGCUGAUAAAAUGCAUGUCAAAACUCAUUUAAAGUUUGCUGAAUAACAUUUGGACAAGCCAGUUAAAAAAUGGGAGAAUAUAGUCUGGUCGGAUGAGUGCAAUAUUUAACUGUUUGGAUGCCAUAAUGCACACCAUGUUUAGAGGAGAAAUGGCACUGCACAUCACCCUAAAAACACCAUACCAACAGUGAAGUUCGGAGGUGGGAACAUGAUGGUGUGGGGCUGCUUUACAGCAAAUGGUACUGGUAAGCUUCACAUUAUUGAAGGAAAGAUGAAUUGACAAAUGUACCGAGACAUUCUUGACAAGAAUCUGCUGCCAUCUACGAGGAUGAUGAAAAUGAAACGAGGGUGGACAUUUCAUCAGGAUAUUGAUCCAAAACAUACUGCCAAGGAAACUCUCAAUUGGUUUCAAAGAAAAAAAAAUAAAGCUGCUCGAAUGGCCCAGCCAAUCACCUGACUCAAAUCCAAUCAAACAUCUAUGGGAAGAACUGAAACUCAAGGUCCGUAAAAGAAGCCCACAGAACCUUCAAGAUUUGAAGACUGCUUGUGUGGAGGAAUGGGCCAAAAUCACACCAGAGCAAUGCCUGCAACUAGUUUCUCCGUACAGGAGGCAUCUUGAACCUGUCACUGCAAACGUUUUUUGUACAAAGUAUUAAAUAAAUACAGUUGGUGUGUUCAAUACUUGUUCCCUAUGUCAUUUCACAUUUUUACACACGUCUUAAUUCCUGAUCUUAUUUGUUCUAGUUUCUUUGUAUGUAUGGAUUACUUGGGUUGUUUCCAACAUCUGGUGAAAUAUUCAUCAAUAGCAGCUUUGGAAAUAUAUUUAGUGAGAAAAAUGGUGACGUGAGAUACUUAUUUUAGCCGCUGUAUGUUGGACUUCUGUCUCGGUGUUGAGCUGUUCAACCAGAUGGCCUUCGAUGAGUUGAAGUUGUCUCAAAUUACAACACACAAAAAACUAACACAAUUUUGACAAAAGUAUGUGGACACCUGGCCAUUACAAAUACAGGAAGUGAGUCAGCCCCGCUAACUUUCAACUAUUAUAGGAAAUCUUUCUACAUUAUUUUGGAGGUUUCUUUGGGAAUUGGUGAAAUUAGAAAUCACUCAUGUUAAGACAUGUUGAUGAUGACAAAGGUCCUGCUUGCUCAUGAUGUUGCUUUAUCACUGGUGGUGUUUCACAGAUUUCACAGGCCAGGACUCGUAUACUUCCACACAAAGCUCACCCAAGCAUGCCCUUAUGGUCAUUGUUGCAAGCACUUGGGCACAGUCGUGCUUGAACAGUGGGGUUUCCACCAAACGUUUACCAUAAAGCAUAAAAUUGUGGGAGUGAAAGUCUUGAUAAGAUUAAUAUUUUAGAUUAAAGUGGAACUCACGUCUAACCCCAUCUCUUUGCUAGAGAUGUCUCAAGACUUUUGUCUUUGUCUUCUGUUGCAUUUCGAUUUGUAGAAAGUACCGUUCAUCAAUACGAAAUGAAUGCAUCGCAAGCUCAUCUGUUACCCUAACAGGCAUUUUGUGUAUGUGUGCAGAUGAAGAACUAUUAUGUUUCAAUGCAUUGUGAAUGAUGAGAUGUUAAAAUACACACAUUGUUCGUAUACCAUUGAGUCCCUAAAACCAAGAUGGCUAAAGACUGAGUACCAGCUGAGUUAUAUGUUGUAAUUCCAUGUAUCCAUGCUGCCAUUGUUUCUACUGGUGUUCUUUUGGGAUUGUGAAACAUUUUAUAAUAACAGCUAUUUAUGAUUCAUUAGGAAUAAUGUGUCUCUUGUCAUAUGCUUUAAAUACGAGGAGCCAACAGAUAGAGAGCAUAUUAACUUGUGGACACUCCUGCUUUUGUCCAAUGUGCCUUUGGACAUUUCCACUUUGGCCCGCAAUAAAGCGGUUUGUAUUUCACCGCCCCGCCCACCCCUCCCCCAUCCCUCCACUGGUGACACCUCAGCUGACUGAAAGGAGGGCUUCUUGUAUGAUGUUCAAUUGCAUCUUUGGAUUUGACUUGACAUCACGUGGCAUGCUGUGCCAGUCUUCAUUUAAAUAAAUCAGAUACUGUAAUGGUGGCUUAUGCAUUAACUACCUGAACAUAUUUGGAGAGCAGACACAAGAUAGUCUAUUAGAGCAUCCACAUUGUAUGUCCGUUCUUUGAGUUCAAUCUUUACACUGUUGUAGCUCUCCAUUUUCCCAUUGUUGUCAGAUUCUUUUGUGAAUGGUAAACUUUAAAGGAAGGGUUUAUAUUUUACCUCCUGUUUAAGUGAAAUCAUAGAUUUUGUUUGCUAGGUGUCAUGUUUUGAUUUUAUACCUGUUCUCUUUCCAGUGGCAUCACACUUUUAUAUGAUUUUCUGAUUGACAGGUGCUUGUGUGCAAUUAUACAACUGCCCCAGUACAGAACCUUUUGAGCUUGAAUUUGACUUUUAUUAAACAUGAUACUGUUUUCAGCCACAUCAUGCCACUCUUGAGUUUACUCUUUCAUAUUUGGCUCGAGAGGAAGCCAUUACUGUAUUUGUCUAUGGCAUAUUGCUGCUACAAUUAACAAGUGUGGUAUCUCUUCCCAGGCCGUACUAUUAAUAAAUGUUAAUUGACUAAACUCCCAACAUGACCAAUGUCCAUUUUUUUUCAGUUAUCAGAAACCGUAGAUCCAGACACAAAAUCAAAUCAAAAAAUCAAAGUGCUGACAAGUAUUCUACCCUUUUGACCUUUUGAAUUAUUAUUUUAAGUAAACAUGUUAAAAUUGGGACUUGAAAAGGUAUUAAUUCAUCUUUCCAACGGCCAACUAUUAGUUCUGCGCUCUGGAAAUCUGGCCUUUAUGGAAGAGUGAUAGUGACACAACUUUUUGAGACCAAUAUUGAAAUUGGCCUAAAUGUUAUAUGCUCUGUGGGGCAUAAAAACAAACAUUGCACUUUACCCUGAAUGCACCAUAAUCACGAUGAAACAUACUGUAUGACCCCGGGGGUACUUUUGCACGCCACAUACAUACAGUAUUGUAGAUUUCAAGCAUUUUCCUUGCACCACUUUGUGUUGAUCUGUCACGUGAACUAAAUGUACACUUAGGAUUGUGAUGAGACAAAAGAGGAAAAGUUGAAAUAGUACAAAAAUGGUACAUGCUUGUUUUCAUUAGGAAGAAUUAUUCCUGAAGGUUAAAAGAAACCCUAUGACGAGUACAAUAAAUGGAUUCAGGUUUCCCUUGCCCGGAGGCGGGUCACCGGGGCCCCCCUCUGGAGCCAGGCCCGGAGGUGGGGCUCGAAGGCGAGCGCCUGGUGGCCAGGCCUGCACCCAUGGGGCCCGGCCGGGCACAGCCCGAAAGGGUAACGUGGGUCCCCCUUCCCAUGGGCUCACCACCUGUGGGAGGGGCCAUAGGGGUCGGGUGCACUGCAAGCUGGGCGGUGGCCGAAGGCGGGGACCUUGGCGAUCCGAUCUCCGGCUACAGAA
Molecule: messenger RNA, 9418 nt
Organism: Phycodurus eques (leafy seadragon)
Lineage: Eukaryota; Metazoa; Chordata; Actinopteri; Syngnathiformes; Syngnathidae
Gene: bmal2
Product: basic helix-loop-helix ARNT like 2
Exons: 18
Coding region: 1612-3450 (612 amino acids)
Biological process (GO): regulation of transcription by RNA polymerase II
Cellular component (GO): nucleus; aryl hydrocarbon receptor complex; cytoplasm
Molecular function (GO): DNA-binding transcription factor activity, RNA polymerase II-specific; RNA polymerase II cis-regulatory region sequence-specific DNA binding; protein dimerization activity
Source: RefSeq, a predicted model, not a curated record